Molecule: messenger RNA, 1650 nt
Organism: Musa acuminata subsp. malaccensis (wild Malaysian banana)
Lineage: Eukaryota; Viridiplantae; Streptophyta; Magnoliopsida; Zingiberales; Musaceae
Product: organelle RRM domain-containing protein 1, chloroplastic
Biological process (GO): mitochondrial mRNA modification; cytidine to uridine editing
Cellular component (GO): mitochondrion
Molecular function (GO): RNA binding
Source: RefSeq, a predicted model, not a curated record
UGUUAUCCGCAGCUCUUUGCCCCGCGGUGGGAGGAUCCAGCCGCCGGCAUGGACCUCCUCUCUCUCCCGGCCGGCGGGUCCGUCGCCGCCGCCACCACCACCAGCUCCGCUCUCGCUCUCUUACCGCCGAACCCCGUCCUCGUCGCCACCAAGCUCGCUGUCAGCUUCUCCAACAAGCUCGCCGCUCGCCGCGCCGUUGUCGUUCGCACCGCCAUCUCCGUGCGCGCCUCGUUCCCCUCCCAGGCGGAGGCGACGGCGUCGGGCUCCCUUUGGUCUUCCACUCCUCGUACGCGGUGGAUGGUGGUGAUGGAGAGGCCCCCGGGCGGCGGCUCCUCCAAACCAGAGGUCAUCGAUUACUACGUCGAAACCCUCGCGAGCGUUUUGGGAAGCGAGAAAGAGGCUCAGAUGUGCAUUUAUGACGCUUCUUGGCGAAGCCAAUAUGGUUUCUGCUGCGACAUCGACGAGGAGUCAUCUCGUGAACUUGCCCGUAUGCCAGGGGUUUUGUCCGUUAGACCUGACACAAAUGAAGGAUAUGGUAAGAAAAAUUAUAGCUACUUGGACCAGUUACCAGCUGAUCAAAUGAAAACUGAUGGCCAUACUCGGAUAUUUCCUUCAUCCAUUGGAAAAAAUGAGCAUUGGCUAGUCCGGAUCGAGAAACCUGGUGUAGAAGUUGUCACCAAGGCACAAAUGGUGGACUACUAUGCCCAAACCCUAACAAAGGUUUUGGGAAAUGAGAAGGAUGCACAAGUCUGCAUAUAUCAUAUCUCAUGGGAAAAGGACUUUGGGUUUUGUUGCCAUAUUGACGAGGAAUACGCACGAGAACUAGCUGAUGUUCCUGGGGUGUUGUCGGUUCAGCCUGAUAUGAAUUUUGAGUCAGAGAACAAAAACUAUAAUGGUAAUGAUCCUGAUUUAUCAGAAACAAAUGAAGUGCAGAAAAUCAGAACCAAAAGACUUUUUGUGACUGGACUAUCUUUCUAUACGUCUGAGAAAACAUUGCGUGCAGCAUUUGAAGGUUUUGGUGAGUUGGUUGAAGUUAAAAUUAUAAUGGACAAAAUAUCUAAAAGGUCAAAAGGUUAUGCCUUUAUUGAGUAUACAACUGAAGAAGCUGCAAGUGCAGCCCUGAAAGAGAUGAAUGGCAAGAUAAUCAAUGGCUGGAUGAUAGUCGUUGAUGUUGCUAGAACUAACCCACCAAAGUACAGCAGAGGGCACCCACGGCCAUCAAGCUCAUCCGUUUCAUCAAACUAAAUGACCUCACACGAAAUUGACGAAGGCAUGGGUGAAUGUUUAAUUGCCUGGUCUGAGUUUCGGCAAAUUACCUGAGUCGCUUUUGCAGAUCACUGGGAAUGUGCAUUCCUUCAGAUUUUGUCUGUUGGAUUCAUCCCCUGGUGUAGGUAACUGCAACUCAGAUUGUACAUUGCUAAAUUUAGUGAACUUUUGCUGAUGUAUUAUCAUAUACCUUGCCCAGCAUCUGAAGAAACUGAACUGGGUUCAGCAUUUGCCAACAACAGUUAAAGAGGAAGAAAUUUAUUUCAUAUUGUAUAAUCUACUGUAAUUGGAUCUAAUUUCAAAAGUACUAUCUGAUUCUUUUCAAAGGCUUUUCCAAUCUUUGUAAGGAUACAUGAUUAAUUGUCUCCUUUUUUCUUGGCCACA